AUGGAUACCUCUCUACCGUCCUGCAGGUUGCACCAGACCUCGACACACUGGGGAGGACAAGACAGAGGGGAAAAGCAAAGACUCUGCUCAAGCAGGAGUUUGGCUGACUCCGGAUCCCCUAAAAAACAUCAGGGAGCUCAGAAAAUAAGGUCGUAUGACUGCUUUCGGUGCGGGAGAAGUUACUCUAAUUCUUCGCACCUCAGUCGCCAUCAGAAAACUCAUUCCGAAGAGAAACCUUACCUCUGCUCAGAUUGUGGGAAAGCGUUUAUAGAGUUGAGUAAAAUGAAUGAACACAAGAGAGUUCACUCUGGAGGUAAUAAAUCUUAUAAUGUUACAUGCCCACAAUGUGGGAGACGUUUUUCCAAUCCAUCUAACCUCAUUCGUCAUCAGAAAACUCAUACUGGAGAUAAACCUUAUAUGUGCCUGCAGUGUGGGAAAAGUUUCUCCAGUGCAUCAAAUCUCACUCGCCAUCAGAAAAAUCAUAGCGAAGAGAAGCCUUACUGUUGCUCAGCUUGUGGGAAAGCCUUUUCUAAGUUGAGUAAAAUGGAAGAACACCAGAGAAUCCACACUGGAGAGAAGCCUUAUGUGUGCCUGCAGUGUGGGAAAGGUUUCUCAAAGCCAUCGUUUCUCACUAGUCAUCAGAAGAGUCAUACUGAAGAGAAAUCUUACUGCUGCUCAGAUUGUGGGAAAGACUUUUGCAAUGGGACUAGAUUGAGAUUACACCAAAGAGUCCACACUGGAGAGAAGCCUUAUAAAUGUACAUCUUGUGGGAAAAGGUUCACCUUCAUGAACGGUCUUACAGUACACCAGAGGAUUCACACUGGAGAGAAACCGUAUCCUUGCACAGAGUGUGGAAAGAGAUUUACUACCUCAAGUGCUGUAAUAAGUCAUCGCAAAGUGCACAGUAAAGACAAACCGUAUGUCUGCACACAGUGUGGGAGUAGGUUUGCGAGAUUAGCUGAAUGGAAAACCCAUAACAGGCUUCACACUGGAGAGAAACCUUACCAUUGCACUCAGUGUGACAAACUUUUUUCUCAGCCUUCUCAUCUAAAAACUCAUUUGAGGAUGCAUGCUGGAGAGAAGCUCUUUCACUGCACACAUUGUAACAAAGACUUUUCUCAGAGUAGCCAUCUGAAGGUCCACCUGAUGAUACACACUGGGGAAAAGCCUCAUCAGUGCCCUCAGUGUGGAAAGUCUUUUGCCUUAUCGGGCACUCUUAAGUGUCACCUCAGAGUCCACACUGGAGAGAAACCGUACCCCUGCUCUGAAUGUGGAAAGUGCUUUUCUCAGUGUAGUGAACGUAACACUCACGAACGAAAAAAGAACUGUAGUAACUCAGAUGGCCUUCAAAGACAUCUGAAAAUACAGGGAAAACGCUGAUGGAUUCGUCAGUGGCCACUCAAUGUAUUACUUUUCGUUUACAACAAUGUGUUUUGCAAAGAGAGAAUGACUUGGCAUUUAGUCAGAAUACCAUGAAGGUUCUAAUGUGAUGUUUGUUUAUCUUAUCUAAUUUGAUAAGGUCUUAUGAUUUACCCUGGUUACUUGUUUUCAUUUAUUAAUUUGGUCCCUGCACAUAUAUUGCACACAUAUCCAUAUAUAUAUAUAUAUAUAGGCUAUAUUAUUAAGAUACAAGAUUUUAAAUGCAUCAUCACCCCCUAAAAUAUCUGUAUUGCUUAUCUGUAGAUCUAUUUUGUUCUAUUUUUGUUCUAUACAAUAUGUGUGAUCCAUUUGUGUCCUCAGUAUAUAUUAUAUAGAAAAAUACACAGCUGUUGCAAGGUUUGGAAUCACAAUAAUGUCAAUUUGAAAGAAAACAUUUUUUUUUAUAAAUAACCUUGGUUUAGGAUUGAUGGUUAGAAUUAUUUAAAAAAAAAAAAAAAAUUGUCUAUCUAUGUGAUAUAAAAAGCCGCCCAUCAUACCUGUCUUUCAUUAAAGCAUGGUGUUAACUAAUUGCCACCAGCUUUUUGAUGUAACCUUGCAGUGCUGUUCAAGUCAGCUUCAUAAAUCACAUGAGCAGCGAUAGAAAGACAUUUUGCUAGAAAUACAUCUUUAUUUCUGAUUCAGAUUAUUUUAUGAAGUCAACAAUUAUUAGUAAUCAUUUGAAAGUCUUUGAAGCAAAAAUGAAUGUAGUUCAGGAACAAAUAAAAUGAUGAAAAUAAACAAACGAGAGAAAUACAUCUGCUGCAUUACUUGUUUUAAGAACCAAUUCGCAAACAAUAAAGACAACA
This is a messenger RNA of Alosa alosa (allis shad), 2225 nucleotides long. Its product is annotated as zinc finger protein OZF-like. Gene Ontology annotation, biological process: regulation of DNA-templated transcription. The transcript has 2 exons. The record is from RefSeq and is a predicted model, not a curated record. Gene Ontology annotation, molecular function: RNA polymerase II cis-regulatory region sequence-specific DNA binding; DNA-binding transcription factor activity, RNA polymerase II-specific. Lineage: Eukaryota; Metazoa; Chordata; Actinopteri; Clupeiformes; Clupeidae. Bases 1 to 1380 code for a protein of 459 amino acids.